AUGCUAGAACCGCCUCAGAGAUCCAGUUUGUGGCGUGUACGACCUUGGAAAAAGGAUAAAACGAUUCCUAAAAAUUUGGAGGAUUAUGGUUUGAAUUGUGGUGGAUUCUGGCGACUGCAUGGAAUUAACAAAGGCCAGUGUGGCGUCUGUGGGGAUCCGUAUGAUGCUGUUUCCCGUCAAAACGAGCCUGGCGGGAAAUAUGCAAAUGGUAUAAUAGUGCGCAGAUACAGACAACACCGGAAGUUUAUAAAUGUAACACUCGAUAUUACUUCAAAUAUUGGUGGCCAUUUUGAAUUUCGAUUAUGUCCGCAUAAUAAUGUGACUAAAGUUGUUACUCAGGAAUGUUUAGACAGGAAUAGAUUAACAAUAGAAGGUCACGGACUUAAGUUUAUUCCAACAGAUGAAAGAAAGUACAAGUUAGCAUUAUUAAUGCCAGAUGACGUGACGUGUAAGCAGUGCGUGCUUCAGUGGAAAUGGCGUGGAGCAUACAAUUGGGGGAGAUGUGACGAUGGAUAUCAAGAUGUCGGAUGUGGAAACCAAGAAGAAUAUUACAACUGCGCCGAUAUAGCAAUUCUUCCGUCAAAGAGAGGGAAACCUUCUAAAACACCGAAACCUGUAAAAACAAUCGAUGAACCGACUGAACACUGGAAUACAAUAAUAAAUAAAGAUAUUGUAAGGGAUAAAAUAAAAACUACACAACCUUCUAAAGAUGUCAAAACAAUAACAAUGAGCAAAGAUGUAAAUGACAUUAAAACCAUAGAUAAUAUUCUAGACCAAUCAAACAUCGUUCCCUCCAACAAUACGGAGGAUGUCGCGUCGGGAAUACCUGUUUAUUUGCACAAACCGGAAGUUAGCACUAUUCUUCCACCUAUAGAUGUUACAAUGAUUCCUACUAUGGUUCCCACUUUACAAGAUACAAUUCAUACUGAUUUAGGAAAACCAGAACCCGCCCUUCCGCCUAUUUUCGUAGGCAAUUUGAAUGAUAUUACUAAAGGUGUAAUAUCUGAGCCACUUUUACCGGAAAUAAAGAGCAAUAUUUUUGACAUCACAUCCCCAAAUGGAAUAUCUGGUGUGAACCAAGACUUGGUUCAGUCCCCUGGUAACAACAUCUUCAACAGAGCACAAUGGAUAGCAGGUACUUUAUCGCCGCCUGCUUCCGGCUUAGAAUUAUUGAAUGCUUCCGGUGGUGGUAAAGCGACGCUUUUACAUUCUGCUAAUACUAAUCAAUCAAUGUUUACAAUGCAUAAUAAAACUGUGCUAAAUGCUACUGAAAACGCCCUUGGAAUUCCCGUGACUAUGGAAGAUACUACACUUGACCCUUUAAGUAUCAACAGAAACAUGAAUAUGCUGCGAGACAUGUUUUAUGGUGCUAUGGCUGCUGGUGGCGAUGUAGAUUUAGAUACUCUUUUGCCGCUCCAGUUUUUCCCUUUUGAUGUAUUUGCACGUAAUACUCAGUCGUUUGGAGAUCUAACAGACCAGUUUUUACAAAGUGUGUAUGCUCUUAACAGACAGAAGCAAGCAAAUGCUUCUAAUGAGAUGAAAAAUAACGAAUUGAAUAUGGAGCAAACAAAUGUUAACUCUGAUACUUCUAAAGUCAGAAUUGAAAACAGUCCUGUAACACCAAAAUCAUCAUCCACAAUGGUAAAAGUUUCUGAUACAUUAACCGGCAUGGUUAAGCCAAACAACUCUGUAUCACCAUUAAAAGACAUUACUAUGCGAAAAGAAAUCACGACAGUUAAUAUUCCAGUCUUAAACCGGCAGCUAAUUGACCCUCCUAUGACCAAAUCUAGAAGCAUUAACGGCAUGUCUUCAACAACGACAAGUCCUGUAAUAAACCAGCAGCUAAUUAACCCUCCUAUGACCAAAAAUAGGAGUAUUAAUGGUAUUUCUUUAUCAACGACAAGUCCAGUAAUAAACCAACAGCUGAUUAACCGUCCAACGACUGAAGGUCAGAUUAUAGAUUUCAUGCCACAAACGACAACCAAUGCAUGGCAUGAAGUUCUAUCUAGAAUGAACACUUUACUAAAUAAUCUUAACAGUCAAUUGGAUACAAUGGUAUAUGAUCCAAACGGACAAGGUGGUACUCGAAAUAUCAAUCACUUGACGAAUGAUGUGCACCUUAAAACACCCGUUGGGUUAACAGGAGAAAUAAACAACCAGUCUAAUAGAGGAACCGGAAUUCCAAUAGCCUUACCACUUGUUAGCGGUAAUGGGCCAGGUUUAGUGGCUCAAAAUGCUUUUCACAAAGAUGGCAUGGUUGUUUCCGAUGUAGGUAGUUUACUUAUGCAAAACCCCGGAGUCCUAUAUGUCGAACGUCCUUCAAUAGAUAUUGCCUCGUCUUGGGAUAAGUUGUCACAAGUGCCACUAGGAUUUUUAGAUAAUACAAUAAAUCAGAAUAUAAAUGCUCAGGAAAACAAUUUUACCGGAAGUCGAUUACAGGGAAAUAAACCAAUAGUUAUUUCAGAUCCAAAAACAAAAUUUUCGUUCAAGAAAUUAGAUGCCAGAAAUGUCGAUGUCCUAGGAAUAGCAGUUGAUGCUCCAACGGUUGCCAAUGAGAAUUCGAUUAUAAGCCAACCGAAGAUAAGCGUAUUGAAUUCACCAGAAAUAUUUCGAAAACAGAAUUUUGUUUUCAGUGAACCUAGGAAUCAACCAUUAUCAGAUGUUACUUUGCCUAAAUUAAACAAAAGAAACGCAGAAGAAUCAUUUCAUAACUCGAACAAUGUUCCAGUGAAUAUUAAAAUAGUCGGAAACACAGGUUCUCAAGAUAAAAUUGUUAAUGCACGAAUUCUGGACAGAUUGCUAAAAGGAUUAAACAGUGGUAUUAGUAUUUCUAACACAGCUCAGAAUAGAUUAGAAGUAAAUGAGAAUGCGCCUGACAUUACAACUUCAGUAAAAGCUGAGAACAAUAUUAAUUCAAUUGGAACUGGAACUAACCCUUUGAAAUUGAUGUCUAAAAAGAGGCAAUCGAACAGCGUAAAUGUCUGGACCCAAUUUAAAAGUUUAAUUCCAACUGAAAUAUCAAAUUCUAUUAAUUCAUUGUUUAAUCGUACACAGAAUAAUGGCAAAUCAAAACAAUUUAAUGUUUGGAAUCAGUUCAAGCAAGAAAAACAACAAAUAGCACCUACUGUACAAACUACAAACUCCAUGGAUACAGCGUUUAAUUCAAUCAUGAACAAUGGCUUAUGGGUUUAUCCUAAAUCCACUCCGAUAAAAAGAACAACUCAAGGGCCAAUUUUAGGUGGGGCGACGAACAGCAUGUUAGAUCUCAUGGCAGGUUUAUGGAACUCUCAAACCACCGCUUAUCCUUUGUAUCAGGGAAAUACAAUUGUUUGAUUUGUUAUACCCUUUGUGAGAAUUAACGUUAUUUUCAUUUUACUAUUUCAUUUAACAUCAAAAGUAUUCCAGUCGCAUAGCUUAUGCAAGUGUUUUCUUUCUCUUUGUAGGAGCUCUAUAAAAAAGGUAAAAUGAGCAAACUUUUAUUUUGUUUUCUUUUAAUUAUUGCAAUCAAUCUUUUAAGUCCUUAGAAAAUAGUUUGAAUACUAUUGUCAUAGGCAGAAUGAUUAUCUAAUUUAAAAAACAAUUUUUUUUUAUAGCAGGCUGUAUCAUAAUAAACAAUUGAAAUAAGUAUUACAAAACAUUUGACAUAAAAAACGGAUCCCCUAUGAAUUUGUUGAUUGUGUGUAAAACUACGAUAUAUGACUUUUUGUAUUCAGACAUUUACUGAUCAUUUUUUAUAUUAAAAGAUAACAUUCA
This is a messenger RNA of Mytilus californianus (California mussel), 3753 nucleotides long. RefSeq lists its product as uncharacterized. The coding region runs from base 1 to 3333 and encodes 1110 amino acids. The record is from RefSeq and is a predicted model, not a curated record. The transcript has 4 exons. NCBI's taxonomy places the organism in Eukaryota, Metazoa, Mollusca, Bivalvia, Mytilida, Mytilidae.